Molecule: messenger RNA, 925 nt
Organism: Drosophila miranda
Lineage: Eukaryota; Metazoa; Arthropoda; Insecta; Diptera; Drosophilidae
Exons: 3
Coding region: 1-912 (303 amino acids)
Source: RefSeq, a predicted model, not a curated record
AUGGUUACCUCUUCGGUGGCCCCAACAUCAAGAGUCCGGGCGGUUGGAGCUGUCGCAGGAUGCUGGGGGUCACAACAGGCUGGACAAUGGCAAGCGAUCCCCAACGGCCAGCCAUGGUCGCCGCAGCAGCCGCAGCAGCAGCAGCCGAUACAGCAACUAUUAGGAGAUCCCAAUGGGGGCCAGCCCCUGAACAUCAUUGUGCUGCAGGACUGCGACAAUAAUGCGCUCAUCGAUCAGCUAACCACGGCCAUCAGCCGGAGCGGUGGGCAGGGGCAUACCAAUCUUCAGCCACCGCCAAAUGAACAGGACGCGGUACAGCCAGGAUACAGCAACUACAGCUACAAUAAUCCGCUCAGCGGCUACAUUGACUACGAGGUCGUGGACUUCAAUCGAGGCAGCCAGAUGCAGUACAGUAGGAAUAUGGACUACGAUGAUGGCUAUGACAACGAUGGGUACAUGGAUAGGUAUCUGCAGAGCCGCAGCUCAUGCGACAUAACCUCCUGUGUAGCCAAGAACCCACCCACGACCUGCGCUUGUAACUCCGGCUCCUGCACUUGUAAGUCCUGUCCCAAGGAGUGUAAGUCAGACGGCGGGAAAACUGAGAAUAAAUCCUGCAGCUGCACCUGCAACUGCACUGCCUGCGAGUGCAAGGUCCAAGAGACAGAGUGUGACCCCACCUGCGGGGGCAAAUGCGCCAGCAAGUGUGAGAAAAAGUGUGAUCUGUGCGAGCUCCUUGCCAAGGCCCUUGAGAUCUUCAAUAGCCUCUCCGAACCGAAGAAGAAAAAAAAGCCGCACAGGCCAUACUCCAUCUACUCCAAGAAGAAGAGCCUCCAAUGCGGACUACAUAAAGUUAAGGAAGAACAAAAACCGCAAGAGAGUAGCCUCCGGCUCCAGCACCCAGGUGGUGAAUGAACUCCUAAAAGAU